AUGUCUGAGUUACUUUACAAACUUAACGUAGCUUUUGUUAUUCGUAUUCCACUACUCAACUACAUGAGAACUUCAUAUUUUCACACACUUACAAAGUACAUGGCUAACUUAGUAUACGAACAAUUUCUCCUCCAGGCUUUGUACUAUCCAGAAAUUCUAUUGAAUUUUAGUGGCUUUUGCUUAGACUUCUCAGUUUUGAUAUUUUUCGUAUAA
This is a messenger RNA of Clunio marinus, 213 nucleotides long. NCBI's taxonomy places the organism in Eukaryota, Metazoa, Arthropoda, Insecta, Diptera, Chironomidae. The record is from the annotation of a GenBank genome assembly.